UCUUUCAAGUCACGUGAUUUUAUAGAAGCUCGUUUCCGCCUUGGCGUCCAUUUCAUGUUUACUCGUCAAGCAAGUUGUCGUCGCCUUGCUUUUCUCUGAGGAUUAAAACUAGAAACUUUUUUUAUUGACUUCGGCACUUGUGACAUUUAAUGAUGAACUUGCUUUUCUUCUUUCUCCUAGUUGUACAAACACACAGCGUGACGCCUGUGAUUCAUUCACUCAAGUAUUUCACCACUGCAUCCUCUCAAGUUCCAAACUUCCCAGAGUUUGUGGAGGUUGGUUAUGUUGAUGAAGUUGAGAUUAGUUACUAUGACAGCAACAUCAGGAAAGCAGAAUCCAAACAGGACUGGAUGAACAAAAUCACAGCAGAGGAUCCAAACUACUGGCAGAGACAAACAGAGUACAAUGUUGUUAGAGAACAUGUCUUCAAAAACAACAUUGAAACACUUAAGAAGCGUUUCAACCAAACUGGAGGUGUUCACAUUGUCCAGGAGAUGUCAGGAUGUGAAUGGAAUGAUGAGACUGAUGAGGUUAAAGGUUGGAAGCAGAUCAGUUAUGAUGGAGAAGAUUUCAUAUCGUUGGACAUGAAGACAUGGACAUUUACUGCAGCAAAACAACAAGCUUUCCCCUCCAAACUCAAGUUGGACCAAGACAUAUUUGGACUAGACCAUGAUAAGUAUUAUUUCACUGAGGAAUGUCCUUCUUACUUGAAGAAGUAUGUGGAGUAUGGGAAGAAGGUCCUAAUGAGAACAGAGCUUCCAGAGGUGUUCCUCCUCCAGAAGACGCCAUCCUCUCCGGUCACCUGCAUGGCGACAGGUUUCUACCCCGACCUAGCCGACUUGUUUUGGAGGAAAGACGGCGAGCAGAUCUUCGAGGACGUGGAGCACGGAGAGCUGCUCCCCAACCACGACGGAACCUUCCAGAUGUCUGUGGACCUGAAAGUGGAGGUGACGGCCGAGGUGGAGGGCAAGUACGAAUGUGUGUUCCAGCUGUCUGGCGUCAAGGAGGACCUGGUCACCAAGCUGGAGAGAAGAAGCAUCCUGAGCAACGCAAGCCAUGAAGCUGUCAAACAAAUAAACCAUACCAUACCAACAGGCAACGUGAGCGUCACUGCCACGCUGGCGGUCAUCGCUGUGGUGGUCCUCCUGGCGGCCGGCAUCUUCAUCAUCAUCUUCAUCAUCAAGCGUCGCCGAAGCAGACAAGGUGAGGGACACAAAUGUUUCCUCUUUCAGGAAGACGCGAAAAAGUCUCUGCCUUCAUUCAUGAGAUGUGAAUUUCACCUGCUUUCUCUUUCAUUUCAGCCGAAUACGAUCCAGCUGGUAAGUAAAACAUCUUCUCUUUCUUGGAAACCAUAACAAUAAACAAAGCAGUGGUGAAGCAUCACUCACACACUUUGUAAGUUUACCCCCACAAAGAUUUAAGUUAUUAAUAUCAUUUAUUACAUAUUCAUCUUUGUUAUACACCUUUAUGUCAGGUAUAUUCCAUAUAAUAUUGACUUUCUGUUUCUGUUACCAUCAAAAUUCUGGAUUGUUGGUAUCUUUGUAAGGGUCAACUUGCAAACUUCCUGUUUUAAGGUGUGAUGUAGACACGUGUUACAAGUUUAGCAGGAAAAUAAAAGUGUUAGGAUUUGAUCACGGUGAUCCCAGGAUGCAGAGACGAGAGGCAAUGUUGAAUAAUAAAAGGGGAAUAUUUAAUAAGUCCAACAAUUGCAACAAAAGGCGAUGGGGCAAAAAAUGCACACCAUGAAUAAUUAACAAAAACAGGUUCCACAGUGGUCGGCAGGGAGGUAGGCCAGGGCGCACUGAACACAGCAAUAAGUCCAACACAAAAAUCCUCUUUACCUCAGGGGGGGCUAGGAAGCAAGCACAAAGAGGUGAGGGAUUACAGGAAUAAGGAGUGGCAACAUACCGGGACUGAUGAAACGAAGCAGGCACAUGCACGUGGGAGGUGCAGGAGACAAUAACCGGCGAGGCCAAGCUGACCGUGACGUGCCUAUAUACCGGAGUGCUAAUUGUGAGCAGGUGUGCAUCAAGGUCCGCCCCUCGCCGAGGACAAAUCACUAGAAGCACAGGUGUAGACAAGAGGAGAAAGCAGGAAAAACACUAAA
Messenger RNA from Nerophis lumbriciformis (worm pipefish), 2107 nucleotides. The record is from RefSeq and is a predicted model, not a curated record. NCBI's taxonomy places the organism in Eukaryota, Metazoa, Chordata, Actinopteri, Syngnathiformes, Syngnathidae.